AGGUGCUUCCCACCAUGCAAUAUAACCUCUGAUCUGACGCCCACCAGAAGCUCCAGUAAUCAGCAAACGUCCUCUGGUACUGUCAGCAUUAACACCUCUCUCAGUCCCACACAGGAAGAAGGAAACGUCUGCUCACAGUGCGGGAAGAGCUUCAGCUCCCGGAGGAGUCUAAAAAGGCACCAGCGCAUUCACACUGGAGAGAAACCAUAUCAGUGUUUACAGUGUGGGAAGAGUUUCGAUCAACAGAGUUAUUUUAAAAAACACCAGCGCAUUCACACUGGAGAAGAAGGAAACGUCUGCUCACACUGUGGGAAGAGCUUCAGUACCCGAUGGAGUCUAAAAAGACACCAGCGCAUUCACACUGGAGAGAAACCGUAUCAGUGCUCACAGUGUGGAAAGAGUUUUACACGACUGAGUGUUCUUAAAGAACACCAGCACAUUCACACUGGAGAGAAACCUUAUGAGUGCUCACAGUGUGGAAAGGGUUUUAAUAAACAUAGCGAUCUCAAAAGACACCAGCACAUUCACACUGGAGAGAAACCGUAUCAGUGUUCACAGUGUGAAAAGAGUUUUAAUAGACAAAGCGACCUCAAAAACCACCAGCGCAUUCACACUGGAGAGAAACCAUAUUGGUGUUUACAGUGUGGGAAGAGUUUUAAUUUACACAGUAGUCUUAAAACCCACCAGCGCAUUCACACUGGAGAGAAACCGUAUCAGUGCUCACAGUGUGGGAGGAGUUUUAUUCAACAAAGUAAUUUUAAAAAACACCAGCGCAUUCACACUGGAGAGAAACCCUUUUACUGCUUACAGUGUGGAAAGAGUUUUAAUGAACAGAAUCAUCUCGGAAUACACCAGCGCAUUCACACCGGAGAGAGACCGUAUCAGUGCUCACAGUGUCGGAAGAGUUUUAAUAAACGGAGCACUCUCAAAACCCACCAGCGCAUUCACACCGGAGAGAAACCGUAUCAGUGCUCACAGUGUGGGAAAAGAUUUAACGACCAAACUCAUCUCAAAAUACACCAGCGCAUUCACACCGGAGAGAAACCGCAUCAGUGCUCAGAGUGUGGAAAGAGAUUUAACGAUCAAACUCAUCUCAAAAUCCACCAGCGCAUUCACACGGGAGAGAAACCGUAUCAGUGCUCAGAGUGUGGAAAGAGAUUUAAUGACCAAAGUAAUCUUAAGAAACACCAGCGCAUUCACACUGGAUUAUUUAUCAUCCCUUGAAAAACACAAGUGUAAUAGAUCACAUUGUACUAAAUAAAC
Messenger RNA from Trichomycterus rosablanca, 1263 nucleotides. Its product is annotated as zinc finger protein OZF-like. Gene Ontology annotation, molecular function: DNA-binding transcription factor activity, RNA polymerase II-specific; RNA polymerase II cis-regulatory region sequence-specific DNA binding. NCBI's taxonomy places the organism in Eukaryota, Metazoa, Chordata, Actinopteri, Siluriformes, Trichomycteridae. Gene Ontology annotation, biological process: regulation of DNA-templated transcription. The record is from RefSeq and is a predicted model, not a curated record. The annotation marks the transcript as partial. The transcript is spliced from 2 exons.